This is a messenger RNA of Haplochromis burtoni (Burton's mouthbrooder), 1931 nucleotides long. Its product is annotated as protocadherin beta-16. Gene Ontology annotation, molecular function: calcium ion binding. Gene Ontology annotation, cellular component: plasma membrane. The record is from RefSeq and is a predicted model, not a curated record. Gene Ontology annotation, biological process: homophilic cell-cell adhesion. NCBI's taxonomy places the organism in Eukaryota, Metazoa, Chordata, Actinopteri, Cichliformes, Cichlidae.
CAGUUUGACAUAACAAUUGGUGUAAUAUUUUGUCAGUUGCAGUCAUGUUUGUUUGUGCAGUCUCUGCAUUUGUAAUACAUUUGAUCCAAUGUACUGAGUUGUGGGUUUGGACAGUACAAUGUGGAAUAAAAGGAACAAAUAGCUCAGAAGUGCAUUUUAUGUGUUUAUUGUUGCGUGUAGUCAGUAUCCUCAUGUUUAGCCUGCCACGGCCGUUGGUGUUGGAGGAGCCACAACCCCACCAGUGAAUAUGCUUGCAUAAAGUCACUAACCUUUGAACCUAUUAGGCAUUAGGUAUGACGCAUUAGUUUUAAGUAUUAAAACACUUAAAUGGUUACAUUGUCAGUUGUGUAAUAUAAUCUAAUCUGUAACAGGUUAGAUUAUCUAAAAGCUUUAAAGUUUACUAGUCGUCAUAAUAAUAAUAAUAAUAAUAAUAAUAAUAAUAAUAAUAAUAAUAAUAAUAAUAAUAAUAGUUGUUGUUGUUGUUUUUGUUUUCUAUGAGCAUCAUCAUCGUCCUCAUUCCAGAUUUUGCUGUUUGGUCUGUUGAACAGAAAGGGCCGCUAUUGGCCCGAGUAUGGCAGCAUUCGUCAACGCUGAAAAUUGUACCUCCCCUUUAGAUUUGCACACUGGUAGACAAUGAAACGCACAGUAACCGCCUGUUCUCUUUUAUAAGGAAUACCGCUUACGGAGAUCGAAAAGUUAUUCUUUUUUCGCUGAAACUGUCUUUGAGAUAUGGUCGGAAUUAUUAUCAUGAUUCGUGUGGAUUGCAGUUUUAUUAAAAGGACACAGGAUUAUCCCUGCAAAGCAAUGAGGCGGCAAGUACUGUUGUUCUUCUUGGUUUUCUUUCUCACCUCGGUGUUCGGGCAGGUCAGUUACUCCAUUCCUGAGGAAAUGGAGAAAGGGUCUUUAGUGUGUAAUGUGGCUCAGGAUUUAGGUUUAGACAUUAAAAGGCUGAAAUCCGGCAGAGCGCGCGUUCAUUCUGGAGAUAGUGCCGAAUAUAUUGAGCUGAAUAGAGACCGUGGUGUCCUCCUUAUAAAAGAAAGGAUAGACAGAGAAACACUGUGUGGCGACACGACGCCCUGUGCUUUACUUUUACAGAUGAUUCUGGAAAAUCCGAUGGAACUGUUUCGAAUAACAAUAGAAAUCACAGAUAUUAAUGACAAUGCUCCCAGCUUUGCAUCGAGCGAAAAGCGCUUCGAAAUCAGCGAGUCAACCAUCAUUGGGUCUAAAUUUGUGCUGGAGAAAGCCAUCGAUGCUGACAUCGGUACAAAUGGUCUCCAGAGCUAUUCCCUUAAUCCAACAAACAACUUUGCGCUGAAAUUAGAGAACCAAGCGGAUGGGAGUAAGAAGGUGGAAAUGAUUCUACAGAAGCCUCUGGAUCGAGAGCAAGAUCAACAUAUAUUGUUAUUAUUAACUGCUCAGGAUGGCGGGCAGCCGCGUAUGUCAGGUACAAUGCAGAUCACUGUUAACGUAUUGGAUGCAAACGACAAUGCACCAAUUUUCACUAAGCCAGUAUAUAAAGCAACAAUAACCGAGAAUUCACCGGCUGGAACCAGCGUUAUAACUGUUAGAGCAUCUGACAAAGAUGGAGGCUCUAACGGGGAAAUAUCAUACGCAAUUUCCAAUAGCAAACGUCGUUUGUCCGAUUUAUUUCAGAUUGAUAGAAAAACUGGAGAGGUUAUCGUGAUCGGUCAAAUAGACUAUGAAAAAACGAAGCUCUUCCAAAUAGAUAUAGAAGCUACGGACAAUGGUGGGCUCUCUGAUUCCAGUAAGAUUCUCUUAGAUGUUACUGAUGUGAAUGACAACAGCCCUCAGCUGAAAAUACUCUCUAAGUCAGAUGCCAUUUUAGAAGACUCGCCUGAGAGUACUGUAAUUGCAAUGCUAAGCGUAAAUGACCCUGACUCUGACAGGAAUGGAGAGGUGAAGUGUAAUAU